AUGAAGCUCGUCCUCGUUGCCGCGGCUCUCUCCGCCGUCUCCUACGCCCAGAUCGACAUGGCCAAGAUCACCGACUGCAGCGCUCUCUUCGACGAGUGCCGCGGCGGUCCUGAUGCCAACCAGGCCAUAUGUGCUGCCGCCAAGGCCCAGUGCGAGCAGUGCCAGACCGACUACAACCAGUGCCGUGCGCCUGGCAACGGCGUCUCUGGCAACCAGGCUGGCUGCGCAGCCCAAGUGGCCUCCUGCGUCGGAUCCGCCUUCCCCUCGCUGAGCUCCUCGCUGAGCGGUGCCUCAACCGACGACUCGGACGAUUGCCAGGCAACCUACAAGUCCUGCGUCGCCGGUGGCAAGAACGAGGAGCUCUGUGGCUGUGACCUGGCCACCUGCGCCGGCGAGGACAACGCCCGCACGCGCGACUACUGUGCCACCGUGUCCGCCUCCGCGGCCGCGCCCUCGAGCACCGCCACGAGCACGGGCAGCAGCGACAAGUGCCAGUCGUCCUACAAGGCCUGCAUCGCCGGCGGCAAGGGCGAGGAGCUCUGCGGCUGCGACCUCGCCACCUGCGCCGGCGAGGACAACGCCCGCACCCGCGACUACUGCGCCGCCGUGUCGGCCUCGGCCUCCGGGUCCGCCCCCGCGAGCACCGCUACCGCGGCGGCCGCCGACAGCGACGACUGCCAGGCCACGUGGCGCCAGUGCGUCGCCGGCGGCCGCAGCGAGGAGCUGUGCUCGUGCGGCCUUGCCGUCUGCACCGGUGAGGACUCGGCCCGCAACCGCGCCUACUGCGCCUCGCUCUCCGCCGGCCUGGCCACCGCCACCGGCGCUGGUGCUUCCGGGGCCACCGGCCUCGCUACCAGCGGUGUUGCCCGUCCUACCUCGGCUGUUGGCGGUGCUGGCAGCAACUCGACCUCCACUACCCCCAUCGUUACCGGUGCCGCUGCCUCUGUCGGUGUCAGCGUGCUCGGUGCGGCGUCUGCUUUCGUUUCUUACCUCCUGAUGUAA
Messenger RNA from Diaporthe citri, 1002 nucleotides. RefSeq lists its product as uncharacterized. NCBI's taxonomy places the organism in Eukaryota, Fungi, Ascomycota, Sordariomycetes, Diaporthales, Diaporthaceae. Bases 1 to 1002 code for a protein of 333 amino acids. The transcript has 2 exons. The record is from RefSeq and is a predicted model, not a curated record.